CGGUAAUGCAACAAAUCGGAUGCCAACUGCUUUAAAAUUACCGAAGAAGAAGAAGGAACAUAAACAAGAAGCACAGAGAAGGCUACAAGCUUGUAUGUUUUAUAGUUAAUGUUAGACAUUUUUUAUUGUAUCCAAUAGUUCAGACCUGCUAACACAGUAAGGAUGGGGAAGCGACAGCAUCAAAAGGACAAAAUGUACAUCACAUGUACAGAAUAUACCAACUUUUAUGGAGGGAAACGAGCAGAAAUUCCCCAGGCAAACUUUAAACGACUUCCAUUUGACCACUGCAGCUUGUCCUUGCAACCGUUCGAGUAUCCAGUCUGCACCGAGGACGGGGUGGUAUUUGACCUGCUGAGCAUCGUCCCAUGGAUUAAGAAGUAUGGAACUAAUCCAAUCUCUGGAGAAAAACUGGAAGCGAAGUCUCUUAUUAAACUCAACUUCGCCAAAAACAACGAUGGAAAGUAUCACUGCCCUGUUCUCUACAACGUCUUCACAAAUAACUCUCACUUUGUUGCCAACAAGGUCACAGGAAAUGUGUUUUCCUACGAGGCUGUUGAGCAACUAAACAUCAAGACCAAAAGUUAUAAAGACCUGCUGACUGAUGACCCCUUCACUAGAAAGGAUAUCAUAAUGCUUCAGGACCCCACCAACCUGGAUAAGUUCAAUGUGUCCAACUUUUUUCACGUAAAGAACAACCUCAAAGUGCUGGAUCCAGAUGAGGAAAAGGCCAAACAGGAUCCAGCAUACCACCUGAACAGCACCAACCUGGAAACAAGAGAGACCUUGGCUGAACUUUACAAAGAAUACAAAGGGGAUCAGCUCUUGGCCUCCACCAUGAAGGAGCCUGAAGCCAAAAAGACAGACAAACUAAAUGCUGCCCACUACUCCACAGGCCGAGUUUCUGCCUCCUUCACAUCCACGGCCAUGACUCCUGCAACGACACACGAAGCAGAUGCAAUUGCAGACGACACUGUGCGUUACCGGUACGUGAAGAAAAAAGGCUAUGUCCGUCUUCACACCAACAAGGGAGAUCUGAACUUUGAGUUGCACUGUGAUAAGGUUCCCAAAGCUGGGGAGAAUUUCAUCCGUCUGUGUAAAAAAGGCUACUAUGAUGAGACCAUCUUCCACAGGUCCAUCCGGAAUUUUAUGAUUCAAGGAGGGGACCCCACUGGUACAGGCACAGGUGGCGAGUCCUUCUGGGGAAAACCAUUCAAGGAUGAGUUUCGGCCCAACUUGUCUCACACCGGCCGGGGAAUUCUCAGCAUGGCUAACUCUGGUCCCAACACCAACAAAUCUCAGUUCUUUAUCACGUUUCGGUCAUGCAUUUACCUGGACAGGAAGCACACGGUGUUUGGAAGGGUUGUUGGUGGGUUUGAGACGCUCACAGCUAUGGAGAGUGUGGAGUGUGACCCCAAAACAGAUAAACCAAAGUCUGAGAUCAAGCUCAUCAGUACCACUGUGUUUGUGGAUCCGUACGAAGAGGCGGACGCUCAGAUUGCAGCUGAGAGAGAAAAGGAGCUGCAGAAACAGGAGGAGGAGAAGCAGCAGGCCAGCAUCACCCUGAAGAAGGCCAAGGAGGACCAGGCGCCUAAGACCUUCAAAGAAGGUGUGGGGAAAUACAUCAACCCGGCCACAGUAAAACGUCCAGUUGCUGAAGAUGAAAGCGGGCCGUCCACCAGCGGAGCAUCGGCCAAGAAGUCCAAAGGAAAGACGAGCUUCGGAGAUUUCAGCUCCUGGUAGCUCCCCUGCCUUCAGGUUUCUGUAUAAAACAAGUCAGACUUCCUCCUGUUUUGUAUUAAGUAGACCCGGGUGUGUUAGUAUCUCAUGAAAAUAUCCAGUAAAGCUACUUUUUAUGGAC
Molecule: messenger RNA, 1858 nt
Organism: Girardinichthys multiradiatus
Lineage: Eukaryota; Metazoa; Chordata; Actinopteri; Cyprinodontiformes; Goodeidae
Gene: ppil2
Product: peptidylprolyl isomerase (cyclophilin)-like 2
Exons: 20
Coding region: 163-1740 (525 amino acids)
Biological process (GO): protein peptidyl-prolyl isomerization; protein folding; protein polyubiquitination
Cellular component (GO): catalytic step 2 spliceosome
Molecular function (GO): ubiquitin-ubiquitin ligase activity; peptidyl-prolyl cis-trans isomerase activity
Source: RefSeq, a predicted model, not a curated record